Messenger RNA from Entrophospora sp. SA101, 1884 nucleotides. Lineage: Eukaryota; Fungi; Glomeromycota; Glomeromycetes; Entrophosporales; Entrophosporaceae. The record is from the annotation of a GenBank genome assembly.
AUGGGAGGUGAAAAAAAUAUUAAAGUUGAAAAUUCGCAAGAUGAUUUUCAAUCAUCAAAGAGCCUAAAUAACAAAACUAUUGAUUGGAAUGGACUGGAAUGGUUUAAAAAUUCUCAUACUUUUUGGUUUAAUGAUUUUUUAAAAUGGAUAUUGUUGAUCUUAUACGAACCAAAAGAUAGUCAAGAACAAGUUCAUAUUGAAAAAGGGUUAAAAGUUCUGAAAAGUGAGGUCGACGAAUUAUUAUUAUGUAAUGUUGGAAAUUGGUCGGAUAUUCAUAAAAUAAUUUCAGAAUUAUUUGAAAAGUGUAAUAAUUGGAUACUAUCUCACGAUGAACCUUUAAGAAAUUCGAUUAUAAGUGAGAUUGUCAAAAGACUCCGAUUGGAGCAACCUCUUGUCAAAACAUUGGUUGAUUAUUUAAUUCAACUUCAAGUUCCUCAACGUUCAGUAUUAAGGUUUAUGGUUCAUCAAAAUAUACAAGCUCGAGUUGCUUUUGCUAGAACUACUUUAAAACCUCAUCUGGAUACAUACGCAUCAAUGAGUUAUCAUUGUACAAACAAUCCUUAUUUUAAAAAAAUUCAAGUUGAAAAAGAAGAAAUCGGUAAAAAAUAUAAUGAAUUGACAAACACGAAUGAAAAAUUAAAGUUAGACGAUGCUCAUACAAGAUCUUUAUUACAAGAAUUGGGCGAAGAAAGCGAACAACUUAAGAAUCAAUUAAGAGAACAAAAUAACCAACUAAAAAAAUAUAAAGAAAUAGUCAAUAAAUUAAAAGAACAAAAUCCUCAACUUUCCGAAGAAAUGAAUCAAUUAAGAGAACAAAAUAACCAACUAAAAAAAUAUAAAGAAAAAGUCAAUAAAUUAAAAGAACAAAAUUCUCAACUUUCCGAAGAAAUGAAUCAAUUAAGAGAUGAUUUUAACAGUGAAAUUCAACAAUCAUUUGAAAAACAAGAAUCGUUUAAACAUGAAACCGAAAAGGCCAAAAAAGAGGUGUUAUUUUUACAGUCAGCACUUGGAGACGUGACAAAUAUUCGCAUUAGCGAUAAAUCUUUAAAUGGACCUCUUCAAAUAAUAAAAGAUAUUGACAAAUUUAAACAGCUGUUAGAAGAUUUUUCUAAAACUAAAGGAUCAUCGGUAGAAAUAAAUGAAUCUGGGGCAAGAGAUUUACUUUUAUCUUAUCAUAUUAAAAUUGAUAACAUGGAAUCCAGGGAAUUGAAAAGGAUUUUAACAUCAGUUUUAGAGCGUUUAAUAUGUCUUGAAGUUUUUUCCGCGGCAGCAGAAAUCAGUAAAGUCAAUGUCGAGGAUGAGGAAUCGUCUACUGAUUAUCAUCUAGAAUCAUCGAUUAUUUACCAUACUAACGCUUUAAUCAGACACACCACUAAUUUAUCCCAAAAACGAGACGGAAAUGAUUAUGUUGCCAAAACAACACCUAUUAAAAUUCGACAACAGGUCUACGAAGCACUCUCUCUACGUGCCUUCAAUUUAGCUGAUGUCGAGCAUCCUUAUAUCACUGAAACCGUGAAUAAACUUGUUAAAGAAGUAAAUAAAUAUCGUAAAAUUUUGGACGAGGAAAGAAAGAAUAAUGUUAGAAAAUCUGCUGAAGAAUUGGUACGUUUUGGCUUUAAAUUGUGGUUUGGAUUACAAGCUCAAGAGCCUACUCCAAAAGUUAAAUUCAACAGGCCAGGAGGUUCAAUUAAGCCCCAUUUAAUGCAAGGUGCCUGGGACAAAGAAGAAAUACAAAAUUAUGAAGUAGAACUUUGUUAUUUUCCUUCUAUAGUUUCAAAAAUAGGCGACCAAUUACAAAUUUAUAACAAGUCUGAAGUAUUAAUUAGACCCAAGUCCAAGUCGAACAAAACAUUCAACAAGCUUAAAAAUAUUAUCUUUCGUUAA